Messenger RNA from Physcomitrium patens, 1723 nucleotides. RefSeq lists its product as uncharacterized. Lineage: Eukaryota; Viridiplantae; Streptophyta; Bryopsida; Funariales; Funariaceae. The record is from RefSeq and is a predicted model, not a curated record.
UCUGUCUGCAUUCACCGUCCUCAACCCCUCCUGCGGUAUAUGUGCCUCCUCUCGCUGCUUUCUCUACCAUUCUUUCUAUCCCAAUUCUCACUCUUCACACUCAGUUUCUUCGUCAACAUCAUCUCAAAUCUGCACCGGAUUUCAAGUGGUUUUUCUGCUUCUGUUUCGUGAAGAGUUUUACAAUCGGCGUUUGGGAAGCCGUGUAGUGUUUGGCACUGCUGUCUUGUUGGGCAUCUGAUAAAUUAGAGGACAUUCACGAUGGAUCACGGUUAUCCCGCUAACCAAGGGCCAACCCCCGCACACAACGACAUUCACACUCAAGACGAUGAGCCAUUGUUUACUUCACCACCUGAGGAUCGCAGUGCCAGCGUGAGGCGGCCUCCUCAGCAGCAAGCUUCUAGCACUCCUAGCAGUUUCGGAGCUCCUCCGAUGGGAGAACCAUCCGAGCCAGAUGCUCACCCUGAUAAUAAAACUGCUGCUACCCAAACUACAGGUGUUGCGUCCGUUCCUCAGGCCCCAGUGCACACAAGUGAUCCUGCUCCUCGUGGCCCUGCUCCUGGUGGACUUGGAGGUUUGGGCAGACAACCUAGUGGGUCAUUUGACAAGGCCACAUUGGGCGGCGGUGGCGGAGGAUUGCGAAGACAGCCCAGUGGUGCUUAUGAUCCAUCAACUGCAGCCAAAACUGAUAAAGGUUUCUUAGGUGGACACAAGCACCAGACAACUCCUGCCCCACCUCCCGCACAGCCUGCCGCUGCUGGCCCUACUCCUGUGGGAGCUGCACCCGGAAGCCCAUAUGUCAAGACGGAAGAAGUUCCCGCUACAGGAACUAGUCCUAUGAACACGAUCAUGGAGAACUUUAACAAGUAUUAUUCCAAGGCGGAAAUAAUUGCAGGAAACGUUUGGAGCCACAUGAAAACCGGUCCGUCUGUCACAGACGCCGCCCGGGGAAAAGUGAGUCAAGGUAUUAAGCUGGUAACAGAAGGUGGUUUCGAAGGAAUAUACAAGCAAACCUUCGGAAUGGAUGAGGGGGAGCAGCUCCGCAAGACAUACGCUUGUUACCUAUCCACUUCCACGGGCCCCGUAGCGGGCACUCUGUAUGUUUCCAACUUGAAGUUCUCAUUCUGCAGCGAUCGACCUCUAUCAUACGCACCCACUCCCGGUCAGCAAGCCUGGAGUUAUUACAAGAUGGUCGUGCCUCUGGCAAAGGUGAAGGAGGUGAUUCCAUCCUUCAACGAAAGCAAGCCUGCAGAGAAAUAUAUUCAAGUUGCGACACAAGAUGGCCACGAUUUCUGGUUCAUGGGGUUCGUGAACUACGACAAAGGUGUGCGAAACAUGCAAUUGGCGCUGCAGCACAUUGGAGAGAUUGAUCCCAAUGGUGGCCUCAAAGCUCCAUGGGCUGGAAUGACCAGCAAUCUUCCAGGAUUGAAGAAGCCUGCUGCUGCUCAGCAACCAACUGGUGCUCACAACCCAACCUACGGUGGCCCGGCUCCGAACCAUCCCAUCAACCCAACCACUGGUGGUGAUGCUCCAUAUCCACCCACAACUAACCCAACCAUGUAAAGCUAUAAAGGUUAGAUUGCCAUUAGGGUAGAGUGAUUUGAUCCUAGAAAACAUUAGUUGUCCAUAGAGGUAUUGACGAGUUGGCACCUGCACACAAGGUGCAUUGUUACACAGUGAUUUACAAAACAAGAGUAAAUUGUUUUGAUCGUCACCGUUGCAUUCA